This is a messenger RNA of Tarenaya hassleriana, 1250 nucleotides long. RefSeq lists its product as uncharacterized. The record is from RefSeq and is a predicted model, not a curated record. The transcript is spliced from 9 exons. The coding region runs from base 96 to 1073 and encodes 325 amino acids. NCBI's taxonomy places the organism in Eukaryota, Viridiplantae, Streptophyta, Magnoliopsida, Brassicales, Cleomaceae.
UGAAAGCGCAAAAUAUUUUUUUAUAAUUUAGAAGAUUUGAGGUCGCUUUUUCUUCUUCUUCUUCAUGAAUCUUCCGACGGUUAAUUGAUUCAUUCAUGGCUCUCGAGCCUUCGCUUUCCUCGAAUUCUUCUCCGUUCGCUGGCCUCGCAUGGAGAUUCACCUCCGAGCCUCGUUGCAGGAUCGCAUCUUCAAGGCCCCUUUCGAUUUGUAAAGCUUCAUGGCGAGAGCUCGCUGGUGUUCGGGUCUUCUCGGAGACUCCGUUCACGGCGGUGAAAGCCAUGGCGAAUAGUUCGUCGCGUAAAUCUUUGCGACGGAGGUUGGAGGAGAAGAAGAAAGAGGCGGUGCAGAAUUCCGCCAGAUUCAAGGCUAGUGCUCAGAAGGCUGGAAGCGAUAGCACCGGUCAGUUCGCCAUAACAAAUCACACCGGAAAAGGCAGCGAGACCAACGGGAAGCUAAACAGCGCCGGAUGCGCAUUGUCACCUCCGCCAUGGAAGCAGAGCAGGAGAGUGGUCUCAAUCUCCUUCUUCCUCUCAAACCUCCUUCUCCCUAACGAUGCCAUGGCGGCUAGCAUCUUCGAUAAAUAUGUUAAGAGGAAAAAACUCGACCCACUCGAUGUCUAUGUACCGCCGGUUAUUCUAGCUCAACUUCAGAUCCGAGACUUAGAGAGGAAUCUAGAAGAGGAAAAACCCGGGUACGAGACUUGCAGAUCCUUGCUGCGAUCGGGUCCUGCAUCCUCGCUCCGUGUAAACAUCCGAGCGGUUGCGCAAUAUGCCUCUGACGCUGGCAAUGGUAACGCUGCUUUUGAAGACGUCGAACGAUGCCUCAGAUCCUUGGAAGAGCUAGAUUCUUUGCUCCUGCGUGCAGUGAGGAAAGACCAAGGCGCAUCCAUUGAAACCAUGAAGGCAAAUCUUGGAACAGCUUUAACUGCUUUGGACAGCCUCCUACAAACAGUCCCUUCCGAAAUCCUCGACCGAGGCAAAGCCAUGGUCGAUGUCUACCGGUCAUCGUCUUCCCAAACCGAUGAUGUAUCGGAAGACUCUCCCGAGAUACAGCAGCUACAGUCUAUACUGUGAACAACGGCAAUGCAUUCGAUCUCUUAGACGUUGUAUCACCUCGAAACAAGAUUCAAAUGUAUAAUCUCAAACUUGCGAGGAGUGAUAGAUAUUUAAAAGAUUUACCAUAUUUUAAUAAUUGAAAAUGUUAUCGUUCAUGUACUUUAUUUUUAUCUAUUAGUUUUAGAGUUUUCUUUU